Messenger RNA from Cylicocyclus nassatus, 3264 nucleotides. NCBI's taxonomy places the organism in Eukaryota, Metazoa, Nematoda, Chromadorea, Rhabditida, Strongylidae. The record is from the annotation of a GenBank genome assembly.
AUGCGAACUUUAAGCGCCAAGGUGCGGUUUGUGGUAUUGCUCCUGUCUUGUCUGGUGCCUGAUGCGCGACAGUUGGCGACGACGGCCAGGCUCAACGCCGAGCGUCUGGCUGGAUCCGGAGGAGUCGUGAGAAUUGGUCAUCUUCAGCCAAACAAUCCCAACAUUGCACAUGAGCCGGAGAUUCUCAAAAUGUGUGCCAAAGAUUUGAAGGAGAGGAAGAUCCUUCCGAUCAACUACACUUUGACGGUCAUGACAAUGGAAAGCUGCAACAAGUUCUCUGGAGUUGAGCAUGCUGCUUACUUACAUUACAUGAAGAAUGCUACCAUUUACUUUGGCCCAGGAUGUAAUAACGAAAUGUUAGUUAUUGGAAAGCUAGCACCAAGAUGGAAUGUCCCCAUCAUUGCGCACAUGUCUGGAGAUGAUGCCCUUAGCGAUCGUUCCGUUUUUCCCACUCUUGGAUCCGUAGCUCUAACGUCGGCCAGCGAGAUGGCUCGUGCUACUCUGACAUAUCUGCAGUUGAACAACUGGGAUCAGGUCGGCUUCGUUCGCGCCUCAGUUAACUUCGAACGACUAUCAAUGCACUCAUUAUUACAUUUGCUCAAGAAACGCGAUGUUAAAGUGAACGUUCAAAUUGAAUUUGAUCCAUUCGCUUCUGUCGAGGAGAUCGUCUCUUCUGGAGGGCUGAAACAACUCCGAAACAAUGCAAGAAUUAUAAUCGUCGAAAUGGGAAUGGACAUCAAUUCCGCUACUAAUUUCAUGCUAGCUGUUCACCGCAGUCAGAUGAAAUCUGAUGAAUUUGUCUACAUUAUUCCUUGGCUAGCACAUUUGGAAGAUCACUAUCCAUGGGAGGCGACCAACGUUGACAAGCAAGAGGUGAAGGCAGCGUUUGAGAACGUGAUCAUCAUCACUGCACAUGGAUACGACAGAAAGUUCUUCGAAGAGUUCCAAACCAAAUUUAGUCAGGCAACAGGAAUGCUUAGCAGCCAUUACGCCACUUUGGCGUACAUGUCUCUCUAUGACGCCUUGUUCCUGUACGGUCUGGCGCUGCGCGAUGCUUACGAGGAAAUUGGAGGAUAUGAUGUGCACCACAACGGAUCCUUUAUUUGGUCGAAAAUGACGAAUAGGCAAUUUAUCGGAGCUACUGGCCAAGUUCUGAUGAAUAACCGAGCUAUUCGCGUACCCAGCUACGCUACCUACCACACCACCAACGGUACCCUGCGAAUCGUCGUCGAACUAGAAGCGAAGAAUGUUGAAAGAGCAGAGUGUGACAGGAAUCCCGAGCAGUGCUCUGAGCAUGUGGCCCAUGAAGUCAUUCAGUCUUACUGGUCCUCUCCAAGCGGGCAACUGCCAAAAGCUGUACCUUCUUGUGGAUUCACAGGAUCAUUAUGCGAUUACACCACGUACUUCGUGCUCCUUGGUGUAGCUGCUUUUCUGCUUACCAUCGCACCAUUGUCUUACUUUGUUUACGUUAAACAAAAAGAACGGUUACUGUAUGAUAUGACAUGGCGCAUACCUAGAGACAGCGUGCGACUUUUGGAUAGCAGUAAAUCGAGAUCGGAGCAUUCACUUGCUAGCAAAUCUCAAAGUUCUGGAUCUUUUUCUGGAAGUAUGGGAUCAAAGAACGUAGUUUCGGCUAAGCAAGCGACAUCGAAUGGAGUGCGAUUGGCAAUGAAGCGAUUUCAGCAAAUAAGAAACAUUACAUUCCCGAAAGCAGAACUAAAACUUCUAAAAGAGCUCAAACUAACGGAGAAUGAAAAUCUCAACAAAUUCUAUGGUAUCUGCUUCAAUCAGCAGAAUGAGUUCAUCGUUUUGUGGGUGUUCUGCACUCGCGGAAGUCUCGAGGAUAUCCUCUUCAACGAGGAGCUAAAGCUUGGACGAAACUUUCAAGUUGCCUUUGCCAAGGAUGUUGUAAAGGGGCUCUCUUUCUUGCAUAGCUCUCCUCUGCUCAUCCAUGGAAUGUUAUGUCUGCAAAACUGUCUUGUUGACUCGAAUUGGACCGUGAAACUGACCAAUUUUGGCACAGAAUCGAUCAUCUCGGAGAAACUGUACCACAAUGAGAUCAAGCUCAUCGUAGAUGAGGGCGAAGAUGAAGCAGAUCGUCUGGCAGACAGAAAAUAUGUACAACAAGCACCAGAAAUUAUCCGAGAAUUGGUUACGCGGAAAACCCUACCACCAGGCUCUCAACCUGCAGAUAUCUACUCACUCGGGAUGGUGCUAUACCAAAUUUUGUUCCGAGUCCAGCCCUUCCACGAAAGAGGCAAAAGCAUAGCCAAACUGAUGGAGAUGAUAUCUAUGUCAAAUGAUGACGACCAGCUAAUCAGGCCGACAUUUCCUUCAUCACAAGGGACGGAAAGUUAUAAUCUACAACUUUUAUCUUGUAUAGAGGCAUGCUGGCUGGAACUUCCAGAAAUGCGACCUCAUAUCAAAAAGGUUCGCACCAUGGUUAAUGCUAAUCUCCGCUCAACUGGAAAGGGAUCACUUGUUGAUCAAAUGAUGAAAAUGAUGGAGGAGUACACAAGCAAUCUCGAAAACAUGGUCCGUGAUCGUACAGCUUUGCUCGAAGAGGCACAAAAACAAGCAGAUCGUCUUCUAAACAGCAUGCUUCCCAAGAGUAUCGCCGAAGAUCUUAAAGUGGGCAAGCCAGUUUUACCUCAACUGUAUCAAUGCGCAACCGUUCUUUUCUCUGAUAUUCGAGGGUUCACAAAAAUAUCGUCUACAUCAACGCCUCUGCAAAUUGUCACAUUUCUCAAUGAUAUGUUCUCUGGUUUCGAUGCAAUUAUCGCCAAGCAUGAUGCCUACAAGGUCGAAACCAUUGGUGACGCUUACAUGAUCGUCUCUGGAGUUCCUAACGAAAAUGGAAACAAUCACGUACAGCAUAUUGCUGAUAUUGCUUUGAAAAUGAGAGCGUUUAUUUCCAAUUUCAAACUCGCUCAUCGACCUGAAGAAGUUAUGAUGGUGCGUAUAGGUUUCCACAGCGGAAGUGUGGCCGCUGGAGUUGUUGGUCUGGCCGCUCCGAGGUACUGUCUAUUUGGUGACACGGUCAACAUGGCCUCGCGAAUGGAAAGCACUGGUGUGGCUAACAAAAUUCAGAUAUCCGAACAAGCACACGACCUUCUUCAUUGCUUCUUCCAACAGUUUAUAGUCGUCGAAAGGGGGAAGAUUGAAGUCAAGUCUUCGUUGAAUUAUAUGUUAUCAAAUAAUGCUCCCUUGAUGGCUCCAGCCGAAUCUGGUAUUCCAGUCUUCGCUGGCAUCCAUACGAGAUGA